This is a messenger RNA of Symphalangus syndactylus (siamang), 2207 nucleotides long. It is a transcript of the gene BST2, whose product is annotated as bone marrow stromal cell antigen 2. Gene Ontology annotation, molecular function: metalloendopeptidase inhibitor activity. Gene Ontology annotation, biological process: innate immune response; defense response to virus. The record is from RefSeq and is a predicted model, not a curated record. Gene Ontology annotation, cellular component: Golgi apparatus; cell surface. Lineage: Eukaryota; Metazoa; Chordata; Mammalia; Primates; Hylobatidae.
GCUCAUAGAAGAUUCCAGCACCCUCCCCUAACUCCAGGCCAGACUCCUUUCAGCUAGAAGGGAGAUCUGAAUGGCACCUACUUUGUAUGACUAUUGCAGAGGGCCCAUGGAUGACAUUUGGAAGAAAGACGGGGAUAAGCGCUGUAAGCUUCUGCUGGGGAUAGGAAUUCUGGUGCUCCUGAUCAUAGUGAGUCUGGGGGUGCCCCUGAUUAUCUUCACCAUCAAGGCCAACAGCGAGGCCUGCCGGGACGGCCUUCGGGCAGUGAUGGAGUGUCGCAAUGUCACCCAUCUCCUGCAACAAGAGCUGACCGAGGCCCAGAAGGGCUUUCAGGAUGCGGAGGCCCAGGCUGCCACCUGCAACCAGACUGUGAUGGCCCUAAUGGCUUCCCUGGAUGCAGAGAAGGCCCAAGGACAAAAGAAAGUGGAGGAGCUUGAGGGAGAGAUCACUACAUUGAACCACAAGCUUCAGGACGCGUCUGCGGAGGUGGAGCGACUGAGAAGAGAAAACCAGGUCUUAAGCGUGAGAAUCGCGGACAAGAAGUACUCCGCCAGCUCCCAGGACUCCAGCCCUGCUGCGGCGCCACAGAUCCUGAUUCUGCUGCUGGGCCUCAGCGCUCUGCUGCUGUGAGAUCCCAGGAAGCUGGACCUUUUCAGGAGCCCACGGAGUUCGGGGAGACACCACCCCAGUUCCUCCCAGCCCUCGUCUCUGCUGGGAUCAACAUAAGAACUGUGCACCCUCAUCAGGGCUCACCGUUUCCCAGGUGUUGUAUUCUCAUCUCCUCCCUAGAGCCUCUCUUGAUUCCUUGGGAUCCAGUGAGGAAACUGAGGCUGUAACUGAGAGUAACCUUGUCUUGCUUCCCCUCCCGCCUGGAGAAAAUGCUGGGCUGGGAUUUAAACUGCGAUCUGUACACACACACAGGCCAUGCAUUGUCAGAAUGUUUCCUCCUCCUUCAUCCCCCAAACUCUCUCUCUCUCUCUUUUUUUUUUUUUUUUUUUUUGAGACGGAGUUUCGCUCUUGUUUCUCAGGCUGGAGUGCGAUGGCGCAGUCUCGGCUCUCUGCAACCUCCGCCUCCCGGGUUCAAGCGAUUCUCCUGCCUCAGCCUCCCGAGUAGCUGGGACUACAGGCAUGCACCACCAUGCCUGGGUAAUUUUGUAUUUUUAGUAGAGGCAGGGUUUCUCCAUGUUGGUCAGGCUAGUCUCGAACUCCCGACCUCAGGUGAGCUGCCCGCCUCGGCCUCCCAAGGUGCUGAGAUUACAGGCAUGAGCCACCACUCCCGGCUCUUUUUUUGUUUGUUUGUUUGUUUUUGAGACAGAGUUUCGCUCUGUCACCCAGGCUGGAGUAGAGUGGCACAAUCUUGGCUCACUGCAACUUCUGCCUUCUGGGUUCAAGUGAUUCUCCUGCCUCAGCCUCCCGAGUAGCUGGGAUUACAGUACUACAUCACCACACCUGGCUAAUUUUUGUAUUUUUAGUUUUUUAGUGGAGACGGGUUUCAUCAUGUUGGCCAGGCUGGCCUCAAACUCCUGACCUCAAGGGAUCUACCCACCUCAGGCUCCUAAAGUGCUGGGAUUACAGGCAUGAGCCAUCACACCUGGCCCGAUUCCCCAAACUCUUAUUCAUUCUGCAGUACCCAGCUCUGGGAACCACUCCCCCAGAGAGUCUCUCUGCUUCUCCACAAUUGAGGGCUGCAAUCCCAACGGACCCUUCACCUACCUUCUUCGAUCCUCGAAGAUGCCAUAGUCCCUUCCUUCUCUGUUAUCUUACUUCCUCCAAGUUCUCCCGGAAUCCCGGCCAUUGUUUUUGCAACUGCAAUUCCUGUUUGUGGUAAUGGGACCAGAAGUCCCUUGUCCCAGAUUUCUGUACUAUCCUAAGGUCCCACAGUCCCCGGCCCAGAUGGUCGGUGGGAUUUAAAAAAAACAAAAAACAAAAACCCUCUGGCCAGGCACAGUGGCUCACGCCUGUAAUCUCAGCACUUUGGGAGGCCGAGGUGGGUGGAUCACUUGAGCUCAGUUCAAGACCAACCUGGCCAACAUGGUGAAACCCCAUUUCUACUAAAAAUACAAAAAAAAUGGCCGGGUGUGGUGGUUCAUGCCUGUAAUCCCAGCACUUUGGGAGGCCGAGGUUGGUGGAUCACGAGGUCAAGAGAUCCAGACCAUCCUGGCUAACACGGUGAAACCCUGUCUCUACUAAAAAUAAAAAAAAUUAGCCC